AUGAAUGGUAUUCAAGUUGAUAUUAACCACCUAAAGAAGGGAGAAGUGAGUUUAGGUACCUCUAUUAUGGCUGUAACUUUUAAGGAUGGUGUGAUAUUGGGUGCUGAUUCUCGUACAACAACAGGUGCAUACAUUGCUAACCGUGUUACCGAUAAAUUAACUAGAGUCCACGAUAAAAUUUGGUGUUGUAGGUCGGGUUCUGCAGCUGAUACACAGGCUGUUGCUGACAUUGUUCAAUACCAUUUAGAUCUUUAUACAUCAACAUAUGGUACUCCAUCUACAGAGACAGCAGCAUCAAUCUUCAAGACGAUAUGUUACGAAAACAAGGACGGUUUGAGCGCAGGUAUCAUUGUAGCAGGUUUUGAUGACAAGACUAAUAAAGGUGAGGUAUUUAGUAUUCCACUAGGUGGUUCAGUUCACAAGCAAGAUUACGCAAUUGCUGGUUCUGGGUCAGCUUUCAUUUAUGGUUAUUGUGACAAGAAUUAUAAAAACGAUAUGUCAAAAGAUGAAACAGUUAAUUUUAUGAAGCAUUCUCUAUCUCAGGCAAUUAAAUGGGAUGGUUCUUCUGGUGGUGUCAUCAGAAUGGUAAUUCUAACAAAGGAAGGUGUCGAGAGAUUAGUUUUCUACCCAGACGAAUAUGAAAAUUUAUAA
Maudiozyma saulgeensis is the source of this 651-nucleotide messenger RNA. The record is from the annotation of a GenBank genome assembly. NCBI's taxonomy places the organism in Eukaryota, Fungi, Ascomycota, Saccharomycetes, Saccharomycetales, Saccharomycetaceae.